Messenger RNA from Gallus gallus (chicken), 2921 nucleotides. Its product is annotated as transcription factor 4-like. The record is from RefSeq and is a predicted model, not a curated record. Gene Ontology annotation, cellular component: transcription regulator complex. Gene Ontology annotation, molecular function: protein dimerization activity; RNA polymerase II cis-regulatory region sequence-specific DNA binding; DNA-binding transcription factor activity, RNA polymerase II-specific. Gene Ontology annotation, biological process: regulation of transcription by RNA polymerase II. The transcript has 16 exons. Lineage: Eukaryota; Metazoa; Chordata; Aves; Galliformes; Phasianidae. The coding region runs from base 1 to 2517 and encodes 838 amino acids.
AUGAUCCGCACCCACACGUGGUCCCAAUUAGGGCCGGCCAAUCGGGAAGGGCGGCUGCUUUUCAUUGCGGGCUCAUUAAGGUCCUCCAACAACCCCAAGUCCUCCAACAACCCGCAGUCCUCCAAGGUCCUUAAGUCCUCCGAGGUCCCACAGUCCACCAACAACCCCAGGUCCUCCAACAACCCCACGUCCUCCAAGAUCCUUAAGUCCUCCAAGGUCCCCCAGUCCUCCAACAACCCCAAGUCCUCCAAGGUCCUUAAGUCCUCGGAGGUCCACAAGUCCUCCAACAACCCUCAGUCCUCCAAGGUCCCCCAGUCCUCCAACAACCCUCAGUCCUCCAAGGUCCCCCAGUCCUCCAACAACUCCAAGUCCUCCAACAACCCCAUGUCCUCCAAGGACCUUAAGUCCUCCAAGGUCCACAAGUCCUCCAACAACCCUCAGUCCUCCAGCAACCCUCAGUCCUCCAACAACCCUCAGGCCUCCAACAACCCUCAGUCCUCCAACAACCCUCAGGCCUCCAAGUCCGCCAAGGUCCUUAAGUCCUCCAAGGUCCUCAAGUCCUCCAACAACCCCACGUCCUCCAAGAUCCUUAAGUCCUCCAAGGUCCCCAAGUCCUCCACCAACCCCAAGACCUCCAAGGUCCCCAAGUCCUCCGUGACCCCCAACACCUCCGAGACCCCCAAGUCCUCCAAGUCCUCCAAGGUCCUCCAAGACCCCCAAGACCUCCAAGUCCCCAAGUCCUCCAAGCUCCCAGGUCCUCCGAGCCCCCCAAGACCCUCCGAGCCCCCCAAGUCCUCUGAGACCCCCAAGUCCUCCAAGGUCCUCCAAGACCCCCAAGACCUCCAAGGUCCCCAAGUCCUCCACCAACCCCAAGACCUCCAAGAGCCUAGGUCCUCCAAGACCUCCAAGGUCCCCAAGUCCUCCAAGCUCCCAGGUCCUCCGAGCCCCCCAAGACCCCCCGAGCCCUCCGAGCCCCCCAAGCCCUCCGAGCCCCCCAAGUCCUCCUUCACCCCGCCCCACUCUCACCGCCGUGCCUUCUCCCCCCUGCAGGUGUAUGCCCCGUCAGCCAGCACUGCCGACUACAACCGCGACUCCCCCGGUUACCCGGCCUCCAAACCAGCAGCCAGCACUUUCCCCAGCUCCUUCUUCAUGCAAGAUGGGCACCACAGCGGAGACCCGUGGAGCUCCUCCAGCGGGAUGAACCAAUCGGGUUACGGGGGGAUGCUGGGCAACUCCUCGCACCUCCCCCAGUCCGGCAGCUACUGCAGUCUGCACCCCCACGACCGCCUGAGUUACCCAUCCCACUCCUCAGCCGACAUCAACUCCAGUCUUCCUCCGAUGUCCACCUUCCACCGCAGCGGCACCAAUCACUACAGCGCGUCGUCCUGCACCCCUCCAGCCAAUGGGACGGAAGGCAUCAUGGCCACCAGAGGAAGCGGGGCGGCCGGCAGCUCGCAGACCGGCGACGCGUUGGGGAAAGCACUCGCAUCUAUCUAUUCUCCAGAUCACACCAACACCAGCUUCCCAUCCAACCCUUCAACUCCUGUCGGUUCUCCCCCUUCUCUCUCAGCAGGCACAGCUGUUUGGUCUAGAAAUGGAGGUCAAGCGUCAUCAUCUCCCAAUUAUGAAGGUCCCUUACACUCUUUGCAGAGCCGCAUCGAGGACCGCUUGGAGAGGUUGGACGACGCCAUCCACGUGCUGAGGAACCACGCGGUCGGAGCCGGGACGGCCAUCGGGGGUGGCCACGGGGAUAUGCACGGCUUGAUAGGAGCUGCUCACAACGGGGCCAUGGCGGGCUUGGGGUCCGGCUACGGGACCGGGUUGCUGUCGGCCAACAGGCAUUCGUUGAUGGUCGGUGCUCACCGCGAGGACGGCGUCGGGCUGCGCUCUGCUCACUCUCUGGUGCCCAAUCAGGUUGCGGUGCCGCAGCUCCCCGUGCAAUCGGCCACGUCCCCGGAGCUCAACCCGAGCCAGGAUCCUUAUAGGGGCCUGGCGGCGGGUUUGCAAGGGCAGAGCGUGUCGUCGGGCAGCUCGGAGCUGAAGUCGGACGACGAAGGCGACGAGAACGCGCAGGAGGCCAAAUGCGGCGACGACAAGAAGCUGGACGAGGACAAGAAGGAGCUCAAGUCAAUUACGAGGUCAAGGUCUAGCAAUAACGACGACGAGGAUCUGACCCCGGAGCAAAAAGCCGAGAGGGAGAAAGAGAGGCGGAUGGCGAACAACGCCCGCGAGAGGCUGAGGGUGAGGGACAUCAACGAGGCCUUCAAGGAGUUGGGGCGGAUGGUGCAGCUGCACCUGAAGAGCGACAAACCGCAGACGAAGCUGCUCAUCUUGCACCAGGCCGUGGCGGUGAUCCUGAGCUUGGAGCAGCAAGUGAGAGAGCGGAACCUGAACCCGAAGGCGGCGUGCCUGAAGAGGAGGGAGGAGGAGAAGGUGGCGGCCGAACCGCCCCCAUUGGCCCUGGCGGGAGCCCACGCGGCCAUGGGGGACGGAGGCACCCAUAUGGGGCAGAUGUGACCGGGGGGGGGGGAAAAAGGUCCUAAUUGCUGCGUAGCGACCGCUUCCCCUCCCCCCUCCCCCCCCCCUUAAGCACCCGUCCUUAUUAAUUAGACAAGUCUGACUAAUGAAGACGCAAGCCGAGAGCUCAUUAGCCAAUUAACGCCAGCUAAUUAAGCGCUAAUGAGCCGUCAGGGCUCCUCUCCACACCCGUGGGCUGAAGGCGGAUUUUGUGCCUCAAUUCCUUUCGGCGGCCGAAAGGAAAACGACCGAAGCGGCGGGGGAAAACGACCGGAAGGCGGAUUAAUUAACAGCAAUUAAGUGGGCCGCUUAACGAAGGAGAGAAAAAGAGCGUUUCAUUAAUGAUUCCUAAUGAAUUAAUCGCAAUAAUUGCCGGAUCCAAGUGUACUUCGGAUGGGAACGAA